Messenger RNA from Amaranthus tricolor (Joseph's coat), 1897 nucleotides. Its product is annotated as non-specific lipid-transfer protein 3-like. Bases 1395 to 1772 code for a protein of 125 amino acids. Gene Ontology annotation, biological process: lipid transport. The transcript has 2 exons. Gene Ontology annotation, molecular function: lipid binding. The record is from RefSeq and is a predicted model, not a curated record. Lineage: Eukaryota; Viridiplantae; Streptophyta; Magnoliopsida; Caryophyllales; Amaranthaceae. Gene Ontology annotation, cellular component: membrane.
UUGUGAUCCACCCUACAAAUUUCUUCAUUGAUUUACUGUAGCUUGUAUAUACCAUAUUUUUUCCUUUUUGUCUUAGGUAAAAAAGAAAAGGAAAUUCUUUUGCAUCUUUGUACACUAAAUUUUGAUAGUAGUCAUACAAACACACACACUGGGAAAUACAACACACUGUAAUUCGGAAAUGGUCAUACUUGGUCAACUCUUCCCGCCUUCUGUCCUUAAUGGAUACUAUAUAGAAGUAUAUUUGUCAUUAAUGAGUUUGUUUUAGUUUUGAAAUCUUGGAGUUCCUUCUUGAACAAAAGAAGGAAGCAACACCAAGGUAGUUUUUUGGUCGAUUUUUGACUUUUGACUUUUUAAUUGUUCAAAUCGUUAAAAAAUAUGUUUGGUAAAUGACUUUUAAAACAAAAUAAAAGAAAUUCUUCUUUGUAGCUUUUUCAUUGUUUUUAUUUCAUUUUUUGUUUAAUAAACAAUCCACUUCUAAUCUUAACCUAACAUCUCGAGAACAGAUGGUUAAACGGCUAACAAUAUAGUCAAAGUUACUAGCUGGUCAAACAAGUUAACUGCAUCAAUUCUGUCAAGGAACCAAUUUAACCAAAAGCUUAAGCUGAUGGUUAAAGCCCCAGGAUAUGUUAUAUGCUCUAACACGCCCCCUCACACGAGACCCCAUUGGACUAGAAGUGUGGAUGCGCAUAGGCGCUGAAUAUUCCACUUUAAAUGAGGGGUGGUUGAGAUUCGAACCCGUGACUUCUCACGUUGGCUUCUGAUACCAUGUCAAGGAACCAACUCAACCAAAAGCUUAAGCUGAUGGUUGAAGCCCCAGGAUAUGUUAUAUACUCUAACACGCCCCCUCACACGAGAGCCCUUUGGGCUAGAAGUGUGGAUGCAACACAUGUUCUCCUCAUACAUGGUGCUCAAUAUUCCACUUUGAAUGAGGGGUGGUUGAGAUUCAAACCCGUGACCUUUUGUCACAUUGGCUUUUGAUACCAUGUCAAGGAACCAACUCAACCAAAAGCUUAAGCUGAUGGUUGAAGCCCCAGGAUAUGUUAUAUACUCUAACAAAUUCACCAUCAGCAAUCGACCAAACUAGAUCAAGCUUUCCCUUAAUUCAGUUUCUUCAAUUCUUUGGCAACUUUCGCUGCAGAUUUCUGUUACCAUAACUCAUGCUCUCUUCUGUAAUAUUUUGAAAACAGAAUUUCUCUUAUGAAACUCAACUAUAUCACCCUUAAAUCAGGAGAUCAUGGAAUAUGCAUGCAUGAAAACACCAUUUAACAAACACAUUUUCUACUCUUUUAAGACCCUUGUAUACACACAAGAAAUCACUAUCUAACACAUAGUACUACAACAGGAGAAUUCCGUUCACAAAAUUCCUGAUAAUUAAAACCGAAAUUCCCAAAACAAUGAAUCAUCUUUUCACUCUUUUAGUCCUCUUAAUACUAGUCUGCAAUCCCAUGAUGGGUCAUGAACAUACAGGAAAUCAAGGGCAAGACUCGGUUUUAUGUAACGAUGUGGUUAACGAGUUAUCACCGUGUUUAUCUUACCUCGACAACCAAGACUCUUCGCCCUCGAGUAGUUGUUGUCAAGGUGCUAAGUAUGUUGCCAAGCAUUACAGUAAAAGCAAGACCAAAAGACAAGGAGUCUGCCAGUGCCUUGAGUCUUUAGUGCCCCUUGUAGGCCAGAUUGAUACUUCUCUUAUCUCUGUUCUUCCUCACCAAUGUGGGUUGAAAAUCAAAUUGCCUCCUAUUAGUACAAACUUAAACUGUUCUCAAAUAAGUUGAUAAAGAUCAAGAUGAUGGAUUACUUUCUUUUUAUGGGGAGCAAGGAAGUCUACAAUAAAAAAAUUACGUAAAAUUGCAUCAACCUUAGUUUAUCUGGAAACUGUUUAUAUAUGUUACAUAUUAAU